Peromyscus maniculatus bairdii (prairie deer mouse) is the source of this 620-nucleotide messenger RNA. Lineage: Eukaryota; Metazoa; Chordata; Mammalia; Rodentia; Cricetidae. The record is from RefSeq and is a predicted model, not a curated record.
UCUUAUGUGUGGGACUUGGGAGUUAGUACGUAGACACACCAGCGUUUGAGGUGUAUGCACUGUGCAUUGUGUGUGAAGGACUUUCUAAGUAAUUGCGUUUUUACUGCACACUCAACGGAAACAAACUGCAUGAGUGCAGCGAAGGUUGCAUUGGAGAGGCGUGAUAGUAGACGUAGUUCUUGGGUGUGGGUUCUUACAUUUUAAUGUCGUUGCUCUUCGUCCCGCUGUUACAUCUCGUGGGACUGAAAAGUUGAAGAGCCUCCUUUUCAGGAUUGGAAUUCUGUGUGCCUAGAAACAGAUUUUAGACGCGAUCUCGCCUCACAAAAUCUUUUUCAAAUCACCUGAUAAGGAUCAUGGCGUCAGCAGUCAGAUGGGUGACAUCAAACAGAACUGUCUGGAAACAUUUAUUUCCAAUGCGAAAUGGAGCUUUAUCCAGUGUCUGCUGUAAGUCUACAUAUUCUUCUCUUCCAGAGGACUACAACUGCAAGGUAGAGCUGGCUUUGACCUCCGACGGCAGGACCAUAGUGUGCUACCACCCUUCUGUGGACAUCCCCUACGAACACACCAAAGUACGUGCGGAAGUUGUCUGGUUUCAGCUUUUCUAGUUUACUGUCUUGACU